UUGGGUGUUCCUGUUAUUCUGAGAAACUCAGAAGAAACAGAAUCCAGCACAAGAGUUUUGAAAAAGCGGAUGAGACAAGUGAAGAAUCCUUUUGGGUUAGAAAUCCCUCAUCCUGCUACAGCCUCAGUAACAAAGGGUGUAACACUGACACCUGAUUGUCUGGAAGACUGUAUUCUUACAUGCUACUGGGGCUGCAGUGUUCAAAAACUCCACGAAGCGUUGCAGAAACAUGUCUACUGCUUCAGAAUAAAGACUCCUCAGGCAUUAGAGGAUGCUCUGUACAGCGAAUACCUCUAUCGACAACAGUACUUCAUUAAAAAAAAUGACAAGGAAGAAAAAUAUUGUCAGUUACCAGAAGAUGCUCAAGUUGUCGAUUUUGGCCCAGUGCCUAGAUCUCGCUAUCCGUUGAUAGCAUUGUUGACGUUAGCUGAUGAAGAAGACAGAGAAAUAUAUGAUAUUAUUUCAAUGCUGGCUGUAAUUCACAUUCCUGAUGAGAGCUACAGACUUUCCUGCAGAAUAUUGUAUCAGUAUCUACUUCUAGCUCAAGGUCAAUACCAUGAUCUGAAGCAACUCUUCAUGUCUGCAAAUAGUACUGCACCAUCUUCAAGCGAUACGUCCCCUGGUGAGAGAAGCUCUGACAGAAGCUUGCUAGAAAAGGCCGGACUGGCUGAAGAUGAACCAGAAUUGCACGAAGAAAACAGCAAAGACUGUGUUGUUUGCCAGAAUGGCACAGUGAACUGGGUACUCCUGCCCUGCAGGCACGCGUGCUUGUGUGAUGGCUGCAUUAAGUACUUUCAGCAGUGUCCAAUGUGUAGGCAGUUUGUUCAAGAAUCUUUUCCACUUUGCAGUAAAAAGGAGCAAGAUGAAGAUGAAUCGACCCAUAUCUCGCAAGAUGUUCUUCCUGAAAGAGAGUUUUAAUGGGGAAAAAAAUAGAAGAACUGGGUUGUAUACACCGAGAUUAAAUAUAGAAAACAGACUGUUUAUGGGAGGAUAUGUAGCAUUAACUCAUAUGGUUUUGCUUUUUAUCGUUAGGUAAUUUUCAGCUUCCUUGUUUUUCUUCGCCCCAUAUGCUCGCAGGAACACUACGCUUAUCCAUGCAAUGUGGACAGAAGAAGUGCGUAGGCUAUCUUUGAAGGAUGUAAUUUUAUUUAUAACUUCUUACUAGUUUUUCAUGGAGUACUAGUGGAGGCUAUUUUGAUUACUAAAUUUAGUAUAUCGACUAAAAAAAGAAUAAAACUUGCAAUUGAAGUUGCACACAGCUCAUUCUAUAUUUAUUGUAUUUAAAAUACUAGAGCAAUAUAUCAGUUUAACUCAGUAUACUUUAGAAACAUAGCACUUUACCGAAUGUGUCAAAUGAAGGAAAGUAAAUAUUCUUCAU
Pelecanus crispus (Dalmatian pelican) is the source of this 1378-nucleotide messenger RNA. The record is from RefSeq and is a predicted model, not a curated record. NCBI's taxonomy places the organism in Eukaryota, Metazoa, Chordata, Aves, Pelecaniformes, Pelecanidae.